This is a messenger RNA of Melanotaenia boesemani (Boeseman's rainbowfish), 3600 nucleotides long. RefSeq names its product polypyrimidine tract-binding protein 2-like. Gene Ontology annotation, biological process: mRNA processing; regulation of RNA splicing. The transcript has 17 exons. Gene Ontology annotation, molecular function: mRNA binding. NCBI's taxonomy places the organism in Eukaryota, Metazoa, Chordata, Actinopteri, Atheriniformes, Melanotaeniidae. Bases 78 to 1649 code for a protein of 523 amino acids. Gene Ontology annotation, cellular component: nucleus. The record is from RefSeq and is a predicted model, not a curated record.
GCACGCCCAUUUUGCUUGCGCUGUCUGCAUCGAGGUGUGUUGAAAUAUCAACAGACACAAGAGGACAAAGAGCUGCAAUGGAUGGUGAUGUUGCUGUUGGUGUGAAGAGAGGCUCAGAUGAGCUCAGCAUGUACGGUAGCAGCCCCAACUCUAUGACCGCAAAUGGCAGCGACAGUAAGAAGCAGCGUCUGGAUGAGUCGCCUCCCUCCAGAGUCCUCCACAUCAGAAAACUUCCCAAUGAAGUGACAGAGACUGAAGUCAUUGCUCUGGGGCUGCCCUUUGGAAAGGUCACCAAUAUACUGAUGCUGAAGGGAAAAAACCAGGCAUUUCUAGAGUUAGGUACAGAGGAAGCAGCCAUCACUAUGGUGAACUACUACACAGCCGUCACGCCACAGGUCAGAAACUCUCCUGUCUUCAUCCAGUACUCGAACCAUAAAGAACUGAAAACAGAUUCUGCUCUGAAUCAGAGAGCCCAGGCUGUACUGCAGGCGGUGUCAGCAGUUCAGGAUGGGAGUUCUCCAUCCUCUGAUCCUGGAGUUUUGGAGCUGACUCCACCCCCCAGUCCUGUCCUGCGAAUUAUUAUUGACAACAUGUUUUAUCCGGUAACACUGGAUGUUUUACAACAGAUCUUCAGUAAGUUUGGGACAGUGAUGAAGAUUAUAACCUUCACCAAGAACAACCAGUUUCAGGCUCUUCUGCAGUUCAGUGACCCUGUCAAUGCUCAGCAAGCUAAACUGUCCUUGGAUGGACAGAACAUCUAUAAUUCCUGCUGUACUCUGCGGAUAGACUUCAGUAAACUGGUCAACCUCAAUGUCAAAUACAACAAUGAUAAAAGUCGUGAUUACACCCGACCUGACCUCCCCACAGGAGAUGGAGAGUCAUCCAACAAGGACCAUUCUUUAUUGGGUACCCCAUCCGGAGCACUAGCCUCCUACUCUAGUGGAGGAGGUUACUCAUCUUCUCUCUCCCUCUCACAGGGUGGAGGAGCCAUUAGUCCUCUGAGUGCUGCAGCGGCAGCAGCAGCUGCUGCAGGUCGCGUCGCUUUAUCUGGGUCUGGAGUGUCAGGGGUCCUGUUGGCAUCCAACCUAAAUGAAGAGAUGGUCACGCCUCAAAGUCUCUUUACCCUCUUCGGGGUCUAUGGUGAUGUCCAGAGGGUGAAGAUCCUCUACAACAAAAAGGACAGUGCUCUGAUCCAACUAUCUGAUGGAAACCAGGCUCAACUCGCUAUGAGCCACCUGAAUGGUCAGAAGGUGUUUGGCAAAGUGAUGAGAGUGACGCUGUCGAAACAUCAGACGGUGGCUUUGCCCAGGGAAGGAUUGGAUGACCAGCUUCUAACUAAAGAUUUUUCUGGCUCGCCCCUCCAUCGUUUUAAGAAGCCGGGAUCCAAAAACUUCCAGAACAUUUUCCCUCCGUCAGCAACACUUCACCUCUCCAACAUCCGGGAUGGAGUUGGAGAGGAUGAUCUGCGCCUUCUGUUUUCCAAUAGUGGAGGAACCGUGAAGGCCUUCAAGUUCUUCCAGGAUCGUAAGAUGGCCUUGAUCCAGAUGUCAUCAGUAGAGGAAGCGAUCCAGGCUCUGAUGGACCUUCACAACUAUGAUAUGGGAGGGAAUCACCAUCUUAAAGUUUCCUUUUCAAAGUCUACAAUCUAGUCCUCACACCCAGGCCCAACAUUAAGGUCUACAGCAAGCAAUGAAGUCGCAACCAUUCGUUCAGCUUUUCUGUGUAUAGAUUCAGUGGAUUGCAGAACUGUAAAUUCCACAGUGAUUUUUUUCUUCUUUUUAUUUUCCUUUAUUUAUAUUUUUACUUUGGACCAGCAGAGGCGGUAUUUGGCUCAGUCCCUGCCCAAAGCCGGUCCUGCCCUGACCAGUACGGUACCUUUAACAACAGCUGAUUAUGUUGUUUAGCUCCAGUAGAAGUGCGAGUGUUCUCCAGAGUAUCGGUCCACGUCACAGCUGAAUGUGGUUCCAGACCUCAUCUAGUCUUAAGAUACUCUAAACAGUCGAAACUUGUCAUUUUAAAUUUGUAUCACUGCUAAGCGCAAAUUGCUGCUUUGACAUUGAAUAUUGCUCUACCCAGAGAAGACGACGAUGAUCUGCCAGCGUGGCGGUUUCAGUCUCUCCUGGGAUUUUCUGUUGUAGUUUGAGUUUCUUCAAUUAUAGAUGUGUCACUUUCCCCCACAUGAUGAUGCUUCAUGACAAACAUUACAUUGUUUUGUGCUCCCAAGAGAAUGUCAAUGUUCACCUCUGUUUCAUCAGCGCUUACAUGACUACUUUUUCUUUUAUUUGAAAAUUCAGUUUCUGAAACAUCCUCAGUGAGCUGGUUUGCUCCCUCAGAUCUCUAUUUUAUAUAUUUUAAUGGAUUAAAAACAAAAUAAACAAACGCAAAGUUAAAAGAAAUGGAGAAAUGGGGGAUAUUACCCUGAAAGUCUGGUGCAGUGUAAAUACAGUGGCAUUUAAAGGUUUGGGUACCCCUUUUUACAUUUUUUUUUUCUUCACUGAAUAGCUAAAUAAGUAAGAGAAUGAACUGAUUUCCAAUAUACAUGACACAUUUCUUUCACAUUUCAAGCUAAUUGUUAUUUUUGUACUUGCUGUUUCCAUAUUUAAAAUGACCAAAGCAGAAGCUGUCUACCCACAGAUUGUAAGUGGAAUGACUGCAAGUUUAAUGGAAGAGCCUUCUGCUUUCUGCUUUUAAGGUUUUGCUUUGUGGAUGCGGAGGUGUGUUUAGGCGAAGGUCAUUAAUCAUAAAGCAUAUUUAAAUACAAUAAAAAUGACUGGGACGUUUCAUAGUUGAAUAAAAUGGCCACCAAAACAGCAGAGAAAUAACAGAUGAUAAAACACAUUAAAUAGGAAUAAAUUGGCAAUAGAAUUAAAUAGUGCAAAAUUGACUGUCUAAGCAUCAUAAUCACAUUAAAAGUGAAGUUUUAGUUGUGUUAACUGCCAUCAUCUUUUUGCCAAAGCCAUUCAUUAAUGCUCAGCUUUUUCUUUUUUUUUUCUUUGUAGUAUAAUUUAGCUGUCCUUUAAUGUCCCACUGGCUAUAGUACAAGCUCAAAGUAGAACUGAUCCACCCCUGAUUUCCAUGAGCAGCAGUUGACAGGUGUGUUCAUGGUGCAACCAUUUAACUCCACUUCCAGACAUCGUUAUGUUAGCUGAGUUAACGCCACUGUUUAUUUUAAACUUGGUGUUUUCUGCCCCCCUGCUCAGUCUGUUAGCUGGUGUUCAGUUAAACCUCUGCCCUGUUUAGCAGCAGAAUUUCCUCAGUAUGGAGGGCUUAUUUUAACAAUUUGAUCUGAGGUAAUUAAAAGUUCAUUUUCUUGUUGUGAUGAAUUUUGUUGUUAGGACAACAGAGAGGUUUUUUCCUGAUGACAUGUCCGUAUUUGUGCAUCUCAGCGGCUCCUGUUAACCAUCGUGUCAUAGUUGCACCACAAACCUCUAAACACAUCACUGUUAUUAAUUUGUAGCUUCAUGGGCAUCAGUGAUUUUAACUUUUAGAUUGUUAACUGCUUAGGGGAGUAAACGCUGACCAUCGAGACAAAGCUUAAGGAGUCCUAACAAGCCAUAACCCAAACAAGUUAUUGAAAAUCUGAGAUUUGGUUAAAAGUAA